AUGCAUUGCCUGAACAAGCGCUUACCUGCACACUGUCCUGCUCCUUCACGAGCCAAUCGUGCGACAAUGGGUCUGCCAUUGCCCGACAAACUGCAAGGUCAGCUCCACGUUAAUUUUGGGCAGUCAUACACGAAUAGUAGAACGACGUAUGAUCCUCCCAUUACCGUUGAUUCCUCACACAAUGAUGGAUUCGGCAAGUAA
Messenger RNA from Phytophthora nicotianae INRA-310, 201 nucleotides. RefSeq lists its product as hypothetical. The transcript has 3 exons. Lineage: Eukaryota; Oomycota; Peronosporomycetes; Peronosporales; Peronosporaceae. The record is from RefSeq and is a predicted model, not a curated record. The coding region runs from base 1 to 201 and encodes 66 amino acids.